This is a messenger RNA of Pelodiscus sinensis (Chinese soft-shelled turtle), 954 nucleotides long. Its product is annotated as olfactory receptor 52E8-like. The record is from RefSeq and is a predicted model, not a curated record. Gene Ontology annotation, cellular component: plasma membrane. Lineage: Eukaryota; Metazoa; Chordata; Testudines; Trionychidae. Gene Ontology annotation, biological process: G protein-coupled receptor signaling pathway. Gene Ontology annotation, molecular function: olfactory receptor activity; G protein-coupled receptor activity.
GACUCCAUGUCAGAUUCCAACACCAGCGACUUCACCAACCCCUCCUCCUUCAUCCUGCAGGGCAUUCCCGGCCUGGAGGAGGCCCAUGUCUGGAUCUCCAUCCCCUUCUGCACCAUGUACGUCAUCGCAGUCUUGGGGAACUUCACCAUCCUGUUCAUUGUGAAGAGGGAGCCGAGCCUCCAUGAGCCCAUGUACUAUUUCCUCUGCAUGCUGGCCAUCACCGACCUGGUCCUGUCUACGUCCAUCCUGCCUAAAACGCUGAGCAUCUUCUGGUUCAAUUCCAGGGAGAUCGAUUUCAGCGCCUGCCUCACCCAGAUGUUCUUCAUUCACUGCUUCAUAGCAAUAGAGUCUGGGAUCUUCACGGCCAUGGCAUUGGAUCGCUACGUGGCCAUCUGCUAUCCCCUGCGACAUUCCACCAUCCUGACAGACCCUGUGGUGGCCAAGAUAGGCCUGGCUGUGGUGCUGCGCAGUGGCGUGCUCGCUUUGCCCACUCCCUUCCUGGCAAGACGGUGGCCCUAUUGCCGAACCAACAUCAUCUCUCACACGCACUGCGAGCACAUCGCCGUGGUGAAGCUGGCCUGCGCCGACACUCGCCUCAGUAGUUACUAUGGGCUCUCUGUGGUGUUCUUAGUCACUGGAGUGGAUGUGUUUUUUAUCACCAUGUCCUACGCCCAGAUCCUCAGGGCCGUCUUCAGCCUCCCCACCAAGGACGCCCGGAUCAAGACUUUCGGGACCUGCGGCUCCCACCUGGGUGCCAUCUUAGCCUUCUACAUCCCAUAUCUCUUCUCCUUCCUCACGCACCGCUUUGGCCACAAUGUGCCCUUACGUUUCCACAUUCUCCUUGGCAGCGUGUACCUCCUGGUGCCCCCCACGCUGAACCCCGUCAUCUACGGGGUGAGGACCAGACAGAUCCGGGACAGGCUGCUACGUCUGUUAACUCAGAAAGGGACCUAA